Molecule: messenger RNA, 1688 nt
Organism: Nicotiana tabacum (common tobacco)
Lineage: Eukaryota; Viridiplantae; Streptophyta; Magnoliopsida; Solanales; Solanaceae
Source: RefSeq, a predicted model, not a curated record
UUCUGUUUUAACAAAUAAACCGCCCAAUGCUAGGACCAAACCAUUUAGAAGUUUAGAUUACUUAAAACAUUAAAAUAAUCCAAGAAUUGAAAUAAUCAUGUACUUGCCUAAAUCAAUUUCUUAGCUUGCACUGGUUAAAGUUGACGCGUUUGUGUAGUUGCUAAGAUUAUCAUUUGAAAUUAUAGCUUGAGGAUGAAUUAGGCUUUCCGUUUGUCUUUGUCUCUUGUAUCAUACAGGUCAUAGCUCUGGCUGUUCAUAAAUACUUAGAAGUUUGGUAUAGGAAUUUAGAUGGCUAGUAAAGUGCUGUUCAAAGUCAACUUGUUAUUAGAUUUAUAUAAUUUGAUCAUUUCAAGGUGCACUGUGUCAAUUGAUUUUCUUGACAAAUUUAAGCCAGCAUAUCGUUCUUGUACCAGUCUAUUAUCUUAAUUUUCUGACCAGAUUAAAGAUAAGCUUCUGCGUUUUUCUCUUGCUUGUUUCCUACAAAAUUAGUGUUGAGGUUCCACCAAUGAUCAUCAUUGGCACAAUACAAGUAAACACUGGUUGGUUUUGUGUAGCUUUGACCAGAAACAUUGCAUGGCCUAUGACCUUAUUAUUGAUAAAUGAAACUGGAGAAAUAUUCUAACUUUAUCCAAUUCUCUAUUUCCAGUAAUAAUCAUCACAAUUUGAAAAUUUUAUAAGUGUUCUCGAAGUCUUCAACUGCACCACCACUUGGAACCAUAAGAGUAGGUAGAUUAUUUUCAUAGGAACCAACUUGUAUCCUGGGCCAUUGCUUUAAUUAACACUAUAGAUGGUCAAAUUUCGUCCAAAUUUCUCAGGACAUGCCCUCAUAGAUUCGCAUUUGAUGAUCAAUCAUUUGAAUUCUGACUACAACUUGUUGAUUUAACAUCAGUGGGACCUUCUGCUUUUAGACUAGUCUCAAUGUAUAAAUAGUAUGACAAUGAGUUGGAAGACAAAACCAUGUGAUACUUCAGGUGCUAUUGUCUUUAGCUGGUGUCCACAGAAUGCCUAUGCACAUAAGUAGGAUUUUCUAACUUGUCAUUGGCCUAUAUAAAGAAGGGUUACAAUAACAUCAUUCAGCAAAACUUAAAAUCGUACAAAGCUUUUCUCUCCUUUCAGGGUCCUUACUAAUUUUGUUCCUUAUUUGCUCAUCUAUAUUGAACUUAACAACCAUGGCUAUCCGUAUGCCUCGUAUAAUAAAAAAGUCUUCUAAAGCUGGAGAUGUUCCGAAGGGUCAUUUUGCUGUUUAUGUUGGGGAGAAGCAGAAGAAGAGAUUUGUAAUCCCCAUAUCGUUCUUGAGUCAACCUUUAUUUCAAGACUUGCUUAGUCAAGCUGAAGAAGAAUUUGGCUUUGAUCAUCCAAUGGGUGGUCUCACAAUUCCUUGCGACGAGGAUGUCUUCAUUGAUCUUAUUUCUCACUUGAGUAGGAUAUGAGGUUUUUCCUUUCACAGUUUUGUAAAGAAUAGGAUUUCCAGUUUGUACAAUAGAUGAAUUAGGAAAGACACAUUGUUUUACCUUAUUACUGGAAAUUAGAUAGAGGGGGCUACUGUCAGCUGCAAUAGUAGAUCCCAAUUUUGAAUGUAAUUUUCAGUAGCUGAUGUCAAAAAGACAUACAGCACAUUCAUUAGCAAAUGAAAUCUGUUCAUAUUCACUCUUUAGCCAAUUGGAUUUUCAGUAUUCUUGUUGGAUAAA